GCGCGCGCUCUUCAUUCACCGCACCAGCUGCAGUGCACAAUCUUACCGCAGCGACGGCCCCAACAGCAGUGGACGGCAAGAAAAGCCGGCACACACACACACGCGCGCGUAUCAACCCAGGACACGCACAACAUAAAAAACGCCAUGGCAUCCACCCCACCGUCCGCUUCCGCCGACCAACCGGUAAAGCGCAAGCGUGGCCGGCCGCCGCUGUCACCCUCCCAACGAAAGUCCAAGCCUGUCCCGACGGGGCGUCCCCGCGGUAGACCCAAGGGGAGCGGGGUCAAGAAAACUAGUAUUACCAAAACCACCACCAACAGCAGCAGCGCGGCGGCGGCGGCGGUGGCGGCGGGUGCCACCUCCAACCAAACCACCCCCAAGCGCGGCCGGGGCAGACCCAGAAAGGACGAGAGCAAACUGCUCCAGGCUGCGCUCGACAACGAGAAAGAGAAGAAGGAAGAGCAGCCCGCUCCUGCUACGCCGGCGAAACAGGACGACGGCAACGGCAACGGCAACGGCGAAGGUGAUGGUGCUGGUGGUGCUUCGUCGACUGUCAAGCGGGGCAGGGGACGGCCGAAGGGAUCGGGGAAGAAGAAGACUGCUACUAGUACUCCGACUGCGACUGCGACUGCGACGGGCACAGCUAAGCGGAAGGUCGGCGUCACCACGCCUGCGCGGGGCGGGCCGCGGAGGGGGAGGAGGUCGCUUGAUGGGCCUGGGUCUGCGGUGAAGAAUGUGGAGGUGGAGGAUCAGGGUGAGGAGGAGGAGAAUUAUGAUGAUCACGAGGAGGAGGAAGAAGAAGGGGAGGAGUAAGCUGGAGUGUUUGGCUGGAGGAGGGGAAAGGGGGGGAAGGGGUUCGCACUCCCAGCAGCGGAAAUUAAUGCGUCUGCUAGUUUGCUGAGCUGGCAGGGCUACAACUCUGCAGCUUGAGCUUAUGGCGCUCUCGCUUUCUGUCGUCGGUUGGGGCGAUAGUCCUAGGGUCUUAAUGCAGGCGGGGAGAGAGGAUACACUUAACCCUAGCUGAAGC
Messenger RNA from Chaetomium strumarium, 1027 nucleotides. RefSeq lists its product as uncharacterized. NCBI's taxonomy places the organism in Eukaryota, Fungi, Ascomycota, Sordariomycetes, Sordariales, Chaetomiaceae. The record is from RefSeq and is a predicted model, not a curated record. Gene Ontology annotation, molecular function: DNA binding. Gene Ontology annotation, cellular component: chromatin; nucleus. The transcript has a single exon. Bases 145 to 813 code for a protein of 222 amino acids. Gene Ontology annotation, biological process: regulation of DNA-templated transcription.